Messenger RNA from Plutella xylostella (diamondback moth), 1608 nucleotides. It is a transcript of the gene dos, whose product is annotated as daughter of sevenless. Lineage: Eukaryota; Metazoa; Arthropoda; Insecta; Lepidoptera; Plutellidae. Gene Ontology annotation, molecular function: signaling adaptor activity. The record is from RefSeq and is a predicted model, not a curated record. Gene Ontology annotation, cellular component: cytoplasm. Gene Ontology annotation, biological process: signal transduction.
AUGGCGCGGAUGUUGCGCGAUACGCGGUUCGUGGUUGGUUGGUGUGCCCGUUCGCGCAACUCGCAAGGACAUCUCGGCAUCUCGGUCGGUAUCAGCCUCUCUCACACUCACAACUUGUUCUGUGGUUGCCCAGAGCAGAAGUGCGGUUGCCUAGGCAAAUUAAAAAGUUUGAGUAGCUUUUUCGAGUUGACAGAAAAGUUGCGUAUGUUUUGUUCUCCAUGCUCCUGUGUGAGUCAUUUAUUCAGCAAAGCGAUAAGACGCCCGAAUACGAAGAAAAUGUCCAAACAUAUUGUAUUUGAGGGCUGGCUGACUAAAUCUCCACCAUCUAAACGUAUUUGGCGGGCGAAAUGGCGAAAAAGAUGGUUUGUCCUGCGUCAGUCAGGGGAGUUGCCUGGGCAGUACUUCCUUGACUAUUAUGCCGAUCGAAACCGCAGGCGCAUGAAGGGAACCAUCAAUUUAGACCUUUGCGAACAGGUGGACGCUGGUCUUCACAUGGAAAGGGGCACUGGUACAAGUCUAGACCCGAAAGUCCGUGGUUCAGUCUUCACAGUCCGUACGACCACUCGCAUAUAUCACCUCGAGGCUGACAGCGAAGACGACAUGGAGAAGUGGGUAGCUGCCAUCUGCCGGGUCUGUGGUCUGCAUGCCACUGAUGAAACCAGGGAGAGAAUGGGACCUUAUCAGAACAGCAUUCCGCCGAUGUCCGUCGCCCACGAUCAGUAUGAUGUGUCUGACAAUGGUGUUUAUAUUCGUAUUUCAGAUUGCAUUACUGGGAUACGCCCUCAGGACCGGCGCGCGUUCACUUUCGACGAUGAAGAUCUGAUUGAGAGCAGCAAGUCAUUCGAGCGUGACUACUGCGGGCGGCACCCGCUGUCUUACCUUCAGCCCCAGCCGGAGAUCCGGGUGUACGCCCCCACCACUCCAGAGACGCCCCCCACAGCCAUAUACCGGGCGGCGACGGCCUCGUGCUCCGUGUCCACGGGAGCUUCUACGUCUGGACAGGCCUCGAUGGUGGCUCAAGAUUCUGAUGAAGAGUCGUACGCGAGCGAAGAAGAGGAUCCGGACAAUCUGUCGCUGCUAGAAGGCCACGUCAACAUAAACCCGGACUGGGACACAACUCUCAGUAGGACGACAUUUACGAGGCAUAGACCCCUGAGCGCGCCAAGGCCAACCCCGGCCCCCGCCGCGGCGUCAGCACCAGCGGUAGUCAGCAAGCAGCCGCCACCGCAGCCACCGCAGCCGCCGCCGCAGACGCAACCACAACCUCAGCCGUCGUGCAGCCACUACCCAACCACCAAUGGCUUGGCUACGGAACCUAAAUUUGUAGGCCCACCAGUGCCGCCUCGCCCACCGAAGCCCUUCCAGGGACCGAAGCUGCAAGAACCCACCGAAACUGAGAACGCUCCUGCACAGCCGAUGUCAUACCUGACGGUGCCGGGGCGUCGGUCGCAGAGCUCGCCGGCGUCUCCGGGGCGCGCGCUCGCGGUGGCCCCGAGCCACUCGCGUGAUGACGACGAGGAGAUGGCUUGUGCUGCGCCGGUCAGUAUUCACACGCUAACGUCGUCAACGUCACGUCACGAGAACAAGAUCAUUUCAGGCCGAGUUUAA